CUCUCUCCACGUCGACACCACGCGACUCCCCCACGACGGCCAUAUGUCCCCUGCCACCGCCACGCGUAGCGGCGCACGAUCCCCACGCACGACGGAAGCAAUAAAACGAGCACGUCCCUCCUCCUCCUUUGCGACUCUGCGGGAAGGAGAAUUCAAAAGUAGUUCGCGAGAAGAGAGAGAGGCCGAGAAAGGUGAAGAAGAAGUAAUGGCAACGACUCACCCGGACAUCCCCGGCGAGCCCACCCACACCGGCACCGCGCUGCUCGAAACUGCCAACGCCGCCAUCCAGACCUUCGGCCCUCUCAACAAGAUCCACCAACACCUCUGCGCGUUUCAUUUCUACGCGCACGACAUGACGCGGCAGGUGGAGGCCCACCACUACUGCGGCCACCAGAACGAGGAGAUGCGGCAGUGCCUCAUCUACGACGGCCCCGGCGCCGACGCCCGGCUCAUCGGCCUUGAGUACAUCGUCUCCGAGAGCCUCUUCCUGGCCCUGCCCGACGAGGAGAAGCCGCUGUGGCACAGCCACGAGUACGAGGUGAAGGGCGGGUACCUCUUCAUGCCGGGCACCCCGGGCCCGAUAGAGAGGCAGGACCUCGGCAAGGUGUGCAAGACCUACGGCAAGACCAUCCACUUCUGGCAGGUCGACCGCGGGGACAGCCUCCCGCUGGGCCUGCCCCAGAUCAUGAUGGCCCUCACCAGGGACGGCCAGCUCAAGGAGGACCUCGCGCAAGACGUCGAGAAGCGAUUCGGGGUAUCGUUCAGGAAGGAGAGGGAGAACCGGGCGUACAUGAAGGGGCUCGAGCACGGGAUACACCCGCUCGCAAACGCUGCCGGGAAGGGCCUGGAGACGCAGCUGAGGGAGGUGGAGUGCAAGCCCGCGGAGUCCGUGCCCAGAGUCUUUGUUUGAAAAGAGGGCGUCUGUAU
Eucalyptus grandis is the source of this 927-nucleotide messenger RNA. RefSeq names its product oil body-associated protein 1A. The transcript is spliced from 3 exons. The record is from RefSeq and is a predicted model, not a curated record. Bases 44 to 910 code for a protein of 288 amino acids. NCBI's taxonomy places the organism in Eukaryota, Viridiplantae, Streptophyta, Magnoliopsida, Myrtales, Myrtaceae.